UAUUGCAGUAGCUUUUCUAACAAUGGGGGAGGUUGUCUCAGAGGCGGAAGUUUUAUCAGUCCUUGGUUGCAACAAAUGCUGAAGUGUAAUUCUUUUGUUUUAGGGUCUCUUCCGGUGCUCUCAGAUUCUCAAACCAAAGCACCACAUGAUGGACAUUAUAAAAUUGGGUUUGUUCUCGCUUUAGAGGAGGAUGAUACAUCUGAAGGGGUUGAAAACAUUAAAUAGUCAAGAGACGACUAUAAGAUGAUGAUUUAAUAGGUAUUUGGAACCAGUGGUAACUCCAUUAUCAGGUAAAUGGUUAGUUGACCCGAUCUAAAAACUUAUUUUUUUUCGUGUACAACAUUUUUUUAUAAAUAGAUAACUAAUUGAAUUUAAGAAAUAUGUUAAUAUACUGAUUAUAUUAACGAUUUUAAGUUCCUCUAAUUUUAAUUUAAAUAUAUUGAACACUAAGAACUUAUGAUGAUGCAAGUUGUAUUAAUGGUUUAAUGUGAAUAUAUAUAUAAUGCAUAUAAAGUAAGAAAGUAUGUACCUUUUCCUUGAGCUCUAUCGAUUUGUCUAUUUCUUGCGGACGUAGAUGUGUUAGGUCCUGUAAUCAAACUGGUUGUUGGUUAGUCUACAUAAUUAAUUUAUUUUAAUGUGAAGCUGUAGUUGUACUAUUUGGUGCUUGCCUUCCAUCCUUCUUGAAACCCGACCCGGACCCGCGGUUGAAUCGGUAAACCCGAUGAUUCAGAAAAAAUCUUGGAUUUUAUGAAAAACCCAAUAUUUAAAAACCCGUAAAAACUCGUAAAAAUCCAGUAAAACCCGGAAUCCGAUACCGGUUGAACCACCGGUCGAACUAAUAAAUAACUUUUACUUCAUUUUUUAAAGUUUUUGAUUAAGUUUUUAGAUUAUAUUUUAUAUUCUAAAUUUACAAUUAAGAAGUUAGAUGCUGACAAAAAAAGUUAGGUUUUUCUUUUUCAGUUUUAUAUUUGUGAUUUUUAGAUUUUGAUGAAGAUUUCAGUUUCACUAUGCCACCUGAAGAAAAUGAAGUGAACGAUUGUAGAGAUAACUAAAAUUAGUUGAUGUGAUUUGGUGUUAGUUUAUUUCCGUUAUCGACAUUUUAUUACAAUAAUUUUUUAUUUUUGGUUUAUUUUGUAUUUGAAGUUUAAUUUAUUAUUCAAUUAGACAUUUAAAUAUUUAUAAAUUUUAUGUCUUGAUUUUUGAGAUGUCGUAAAUCUUACUUUGUUGGAGAAAAUUUUAGAUAGUCUAAACUACUUUUUGAUAUUUUGUAUGUCAAAUGAAAAUAAAAAUAUAAAAAUAAAAGUAAAGUAUUUUCUAAAAGUUUUUAAACAUAAAACAUAUACAUAUCCAAACUAUUAUUUUAUGUUUUUUAAAAAAAAUUAGAAAAUUAAAACUUUAGUUUCUAUUUUUUUUAUUGUACAUAGUUGAUAUAUUAUUAUAUAAUAAAAUUUAUUUAUUUAUUAACCCGCAGUUCACCCGCGGUCGACCCAGUAACCCAGCAACCCGGUAAAUCGUCCGGUUCAGUGUCCGGGUCGGAUUUAAAAACAUUGACUUUUAGAUAGCAAUAUUGUCCUUCGCAUGCCACGUGUAUUUUUUCUUGACACUGCAUGGAUUUAAAUUUUAAAUGUGUGUUAAUAUUCAUCUAGUCAAUAAAUACACGCACAUACUUCACAGCCACUUACGGAGGGAACAUUUUUUCCCAUAAAAGCAUUAUUAGUAAAAUAUAUGUACGAAAUUAUCAAUUAAUUAUAUAUAUAUAAUAUAUUUAUAUAGUAUUAGUUUCUUGUGAAUAAUAGAUGGAUAACUCACAGUCAAAGAAUUGAGGGGCGAAAUGUUGUUGCAUAAUUUCCGCAGAUGGAGCUGUCCGCAAAAAAGUUGAUUAAAUAAAUGAAUAAUUGUAAUUGUUUGAUCAAUUAGUGCGAGACAUGUCUCUAUUAAAUUUUGUGUAUACCUUUCACUUUAUUCCGUAUCUCUAGCGGCCCGUCCACGUUUUCGUGUCACCUUGUUCGCAUUUGAUGACUCUGAUAUUAGAAAGAAAAAUAUUUUGUUAUUUUGACUGUGGGUACUGAUGGAAAACUAUACCAUGUGUCAACUACUAUUGGUUAGGCUUUCUUAUUCAACUACACGGAAUACACGUUUAUAUAAAAUACCAAAAAUUGAUUUUUACUAUUUUGGGCUGAGAAUGGGGCUUUAGGGCCUUUGAUCAAAAUCAAUCGAUAACGUUAUUAAAUCCACGCUUCAAAUAGAUAAAAACUGAUAGGAAUCAGAGAACUCCAGAUGUUUUAGUAGGCUGGUGAGAAUGGUUUAAAUGGGCUGCGAGAUGUGUCAAAUGGGCUGCAAAGGUGACUAAAUUUUUUUAAUUUCAAACCCAAUCCGAAAUGACAUGGCUGAAUGAUUGGUGAUGAUUUUUUUUGCCUAUGUGGCAGUGUUUAGGGAGCUUUAAUUUAGUCUCUUUUAUAUAGUAGGAUUGCCUCCUUCAGCAAAAAUGUAUGGGGAAGUGUUUGUGAAUGGUUCAAAAUCACAUGUGCCUUACGGAUCCUAUGGAUAUGUUGAGAGAGAAACACAACUGAUUGGAUCUCUAACAGUACGUGAGUUUCUGUACUACUCAGCGCUGCUUCAGCUUCCAGGUUUCCUCUGUCAGAAAAGGAGCGUUGUGGAAGAUGCGAUUCAGGCCAUGUCUCUCAGCGAUUACUCAAACAAACUGAUUGGUGGUGGUCACUGUUACAUGAAGGGUCUCCGGAGCGGUGAAAGAAGACGUGUCUCUAUUGCUCGUGAGCUUGUGAUGCGACCUCAUAUCUUGUUUAUUGACGAGCCUCUUUAUCAUCUUGACAGUGUUUCGACUCUGCUUAUGAUGGUGACACUCAAAAAGCUUGCGAGCAUGGGAUGCACACUUGUGUUCACGAUUUAUCAGAGCAGUACAGAAGUGUUUGGUUUGUUUGAUAGAAUCUGCCUUUUAUCAAAUGGCAACACACUCUUCUUUGGGGAGACACUAGCUUGCUUACAGCACUUUUCAAAUGCUGGAUUCCCAUGCCCGAUUAUGCAAAGUCCUUCAGAUCAUUUCUUGAGGGCUAUAAACACAGAUUUCGAUAGGAUUAUCGCAAUGUGCAAGAACUGGCAGGACGAUAAUGGUGACUUUUCAGCAGUGAAUAUGGAUACUGCUGUUGCUAUUCGCACCCUCGAGGCUACAUAUAAAUCAUCUGCAGAUGCUGCUUCUGUUGAGACUAUGAUCUUCAAACUUACCGAAAGGGAGGGAUCACAGCUUAAAUCCAAGGGAAAAGCUGGUGCUGCUACACGUGUUGCAGUGCUCACUUGGAGAUCGCUUUUAGUCAUGUCUAGAGAAUGGAAAUACUAUUGGCUCCGUCUUAUUCUCUACCUGAUUCUUACACUUUUUAUUGGAACAUUGUAUUCUGGCUUGGGACACUCUUUGUCUUCUGUUGCAGCAAGAGUUGCUGCUGUGUUUGUUUUUGUCUCCUUUGCCUCACUAUUAGGGAUUGCUGGAAUACCAUCGCUCUUAAAAGAAAUCAAGAUAUAUAGAAGUGAAGCAUCGAACCAGCAUUCGGGUGCUUUUGUCUUCAUACUAGGACAGUUUCUGGGAAGCAUACCGUUCUUGUUUCUCAUCUCCAUCUCCUCAAGUCUUGUCUUCUACUUCAUGGUCGGAUUAAGAGACGAUAUCGGUUUGUUGAUGUACUUUGUGCUCAACUUCUUCAUGUGCCUUUUGGUGAACGAAGGAUUGAUGCUCUCCAUCGCUUGCGUUUGGCGAGAUGUUUACUGGACCACUUUGUCUCUCAUCUCCGUGCACGUGAUCAUGAUGCUUGCUGCAGGUCACUUCAGAAUCCGUAACGCUUUGCCGAAACCCUUAUGGACUUACCCGUUGGCUUACAUCUCGUUCCACACUUACUCCAUUCAGGGUCUUUUGGAGAACGAGUACAUUGGGGAAGUGUUUGCUGUUGGAGAAGUGAGAAGUAUAUCAGGUUACGAGGCGAUAGGAGGAUAUUACCAGAUAGCUGCAGACGCGAACUCUAAAUGGAGGAACAUGCUUGUGUUGUUGGCUAUGGCUUUUGGCUACCGUCUUAUUGUUUAUGUUUUACUGCGUUUUGGCCUAAACAAGAAUGUGUCUAGUCGUUUACUGCUUUCUCAUAGGAAGAAUAACAGUUAGUUCUAGGCAGAUGGUUGAUGAUUUUAGAUAAUAUUUUAGUCUUUUUUGGUAGUUUAAAAAGAAACUGUUAAAAGUUUUGGUUUGAAUUUUUUUACAUUGAUUUGUAC
Brassica napus (rape) is the source of this 4263-nucleotide messenger RNA. Its product is annotated as ABC transporter G family member 3-like. Bases 2486 to 4156 code for a protein of 556 amino acids. The record is from RefSeq and is a predicted model, not a curated record. Lineage: Eukaryota; Viridiplantae; Streptophyta; Magnoliopsida; Brassicales; Brassicaceae. The transcript has 8 exons. Gene Ontology annotation, cellular component: membrane. Gene Ontology annotation, molecular function: ATP binding; ATP hydrolysis activity; ABC-type transporter activity.